AUGUGUCAGCAUUACACUGAUAACUUAUCACAUCGAAUGAAUGAAUUAGCAUUUGAUGAAAUGGAAAUUUGGCAGAAAUUGAAUAAACUUGAGUGGGAUAUAAUUAUUCUUCAAGUGCCAUCUGCAUUUGCAUCAGAAAUAUCGGUUGAUGAUAACAAGUUUAUGGAAAUAUUACAACUAAUUUCUAACUCGGUGCAAAAUGUUCAACGAUUACUGUGUAUUGCUGAUGGCAAUUAUGUUGAUCAAAAUAAUUUAAUAGAUGAAGCAAGAAAGUUAUUAACAAUAUGUAAUAAUAUUCAACAAAAAAUUAUGAAUGUUGAAUAUCUCAAUACAACAAGAAGUUAUGCUAGCAAUGACAGCAAUGACAAAACAGCAUCAUCAACAGAUCACAGAAUAAUCAAUACUUCGGAUCUGAACAGCAAAGAACAGUGA
Brugia pahangi is the source of this 432-nucleotide messenger RNA. The record is from the annotation of a GenBank genome assembly. Lineage: Eukaryota; Metazoa; Nematoda; Chromadorea; Rhabditida; Onchocercidae.